AUGAUAAAAAAAUACUCAUCAAAUGCACUCUAUUUCGCGAAUGAAACUUUUAAAAACGAUAGAGAUGCAAUAUUAACAGCAGUAAAAGAAAAUGAGUUUGUACUCCAAUAUGCUAAUGAAACAUUGAAGAAUGAUAGAGAAUUUAUUUUGGAAGCUGUAAAGAUAAAUGGAAAAGUACUCCAAUACGCGAAGGAAAUAUUUAAAAGUGAUAGGGAAAUUGUGUUGGAAGCUGUUAAAGAUGAUGGAUUAGCACUUGAAUAUGCCAAUGAAAUUUUAAAACAUGAUAGAGAAAUUGGAUUGGAGGCCGUAAAAGAAAAUGCCGAAGCAUUUCUUUAUGUAAAUAACACAUUGAAAAAAGAUAGGGGACUUGUAUUGAAAGUUGUUAAACAAAAUGGAAUAUUACUUCAAUAUGCAAAUGAAUUAUUGAAAAAGGAUAGAGAAAUUGUGUUGGAAGCUGUUAAAGAUGAUGGAUUAGCACUUGAAUAUGCCAAUGAAACAUUAAAACAAGAUAGAGAAAUAUCUUUAGAGGCUUCAAAACAAGAAUUUUAUAGAGGAAUUAUUUUAGAAUCUAAUAUAAGAUAUACACCGAAUCUUUUUUACGCUUUUAAUAAUUAUAUCGAAUUUAAAAAUUUGAGAAACGAUAGAAAAUUUAUAUUAGAAGCUGUAAAACAAAAUGGAUUAGCUCUUGAAUAUGCUAAUGAAAUAAUGAAAAGAGAUAGAGAAAUUGUAUUGAAAGCUAUUCAAGAAAAUGGAUUAGCUCUUGAAUAUGCAAACGAGACAUUGAAAAAAGAUAGAGAAAUUGUGUUGAAAGCUGUAAAACAAAAUGGAUUAGCACUUGAAUAUGUUAAUGAAAUAAUGAAAAAAGAUAGAGAAAUUGUAUUGAAAUCUGUUAAGAAAAAUGGAAAGCCGUUUCAAUAUGCAAAAGAUACUUUGAAAAAUGAUAGAAAAUUUAUUUUGGAAGCUGUUCAACACAAUAGAGAUAUAUUUUUAUAUGUAAAUGCAAUAUUGAAAAUGGACAGAGGGUUUAUUUUGCAAGUAAUCAAAAAAAAUAGAGAUGUGCUUGAGUGUGCCGAUACGAGUUCAGUUUAUUACGACACAACCUUAAGUUAUUUACUUUGCAAUGAUACAGUUCUGGUUUAUUUACUUUCUAAACAUAAUCCAGAAUUAUCCAGAAAGUUUUCACCACAAUUAACUCAGAUUAUUGAUGAAUCCAACAAUCUAAACGCCAAACUAUCCAAAGAUGUGAUUGAACUAUACUCAAAACAGCUCAACUCUGAAAAUGAUUUGUAUUAUUGUAUUGAAUUACCAAAUGUAGAGCCAGACAAAUCGUUAACCCCGCAUUGGUUCUCUUUCAAACCAACCUAUUCAGUAGAAUUUAUUGAAAAAUUGGUUAUAUUUCAAAUAUUGAAAAAAGUACAAGAAAUGGAACCAUCAAAUGAUAUUUUCAACGGUGAAACUACUAACUAUAAUUUCUUUUGUUUCAAGUUGGAUAAACUUCUGGAAGAAACUUUAAUUCAACCAAAAACUGUCAAAGAUUUGAGGAAUACUGUUGAGAGUAUUUCAUCUAAAUUCGAUACAUCAUUUUACUCCAAAAAGGAAAUCAAGUGCAUCAGGUAUUUUUUCAUAACAUGGACAGAAAGUGACAAAUCUUUUACUGACUACAGGAGGAUAUUGUCAAGAUAUAACGAAAAACAUGGUGAUCUGUCAAAAAUAUUCAAAGCUCUCAAUAGAUACUACAAAUAUUUCAAUAAGAAUUACGACUUUAUUUCAAUAUUAGGAAACGGUGCAGAAGGGGCUGUUUUCAAAGUAUUACACAGAGAAAGUAGAACGUUGAUGGCUAUCAAAUUCAAAUAUGAAGUAGAAGAUAGCGAAGAAUCAACAAAUGAAAUUAUUAACUUAUUGAAACGAACAGAUAUGUGUGGAAAGAUAAAAUGUUUUGAUUGUGGAAUGAUUGAAAGACAUUUAUAUUCAGUAAUGGAAUUGGGAGAAGAAUCUCUAUCAGAUUAUAUUCAGGCAAAUAUUGAAGUUUAUAGAAAUUCAUCCAUGAUGACUAAAGAGAAAUUAAUUGAAAUCCUGCGAAUAUUUAUGCAAAUAUUAGAAUCUGUUCAGUCCAUCCAUGAUCACAACAUUUUACAUGGAGAUUUAGAUCCGCAAAAUAUUGUCAAAGUUGGAGAUCAAUACAAACUAAUUGAUUUUGAAACUUCCAAAGUAAUCAAGACAGGAAAUUCAAUUACAAUUGCUCGUGGAAAGUUUGCAUACAUGUCUCCUGAAGUUUCACAUGAUAAUUACACUGAUGACAUGUUUAAAAGAAAUAAUGAUUCUAAAUUAGCUCAUAACAUUGGAAAUAUUACAAUCUCAUGUGAUAUUUUUUCAUUGGGAUGUAUUUUAUUGAAAUUAUUAACACAUUGUCCAUUACAAUUAGAUGAGCACUUUGUUAAUGAUUCUGAUUUAUCAAAAUAUAAGGAUAAUUUCAUUUAUUUCACAACCUAUGGAAAGUAUUUCUAUACGGUUGUAACAACAAGUGAAGGGGAAACCAAAUUACACUAUGCCAUCGAACAACUGAUCAACAAAUCAAUUGAUACAAAUUAUGGAGUGAACAAUAUAUUAAUCAGAUGUAUUAUUACAAUGAUUCAAAGAGAUUCUUCCAAAAGAUUGUUUUGUUAUUCAUACAAAACAACUCUUGAGAAUGUAAUUAAAUUUUUGAAUGGAGAAAUUGAAAUAUCAAACAUUGAGAUGGACAUCAAGCAGUAUAAGGAAAUAAAAUCCUUGAUGAGUUACUCUCGACUUUUGGAAGAAAUCAACAAAGUGAAUCAGAGAAAUGAUUUCUUGAAUGAAAAAAUUAAACAUCUUGAAGAUGAAAACAACAAAUUAAAUCAGGAAAUCAACAAAUUACAUCAGAGAAAUGACAUAUUGAUGGAAAAUAACAAAUUGAAUCAGGAAAAUACAGAAUUGCAAGAGAAAAUUAAAAUAUUAGAGGAACAAAUUAGAAAACUCCACUUUUAA
Naegleria gruberi is the source of this 3003-nucleotide messenger RNA. RefSeq lists its product as uncharacterized. Gene Ontology annotation, biological process: protein phosphorylation; mitotic DNA damage checkpoint signaling. The transcript has a single exon. Gene Ontology annotation, cellular component: cytoplasm; nucleus. Bases 1 to 3003 code for a protein of 1000 amino acids. Gene Ontology annotation, molecular function: protein serine/threonine kinase activity; ATP binding. The record is from RefSeq and is a predicted model, not a curated record. Lineage: Eukaryota; Heterolobosea; Eutetramitea; Acrasida; Naegleriidae.